Molecule: messenger RNA, 7267 nt
Organism: Pelodiscus sinensis (Chinese soft-shelled turtle)
Lineage: Eukaryota; Metazoa; Chordata; Testudines; Trionychidae
Gene: ZBTB7A
Product: zinc finger and BTB domain containing 7A
Biological process (GO): regulation of transcription by RNA polymerase II
Molecular function (GO): protein binding; DNA-binding transcription factor activity, RNA polymerase II-specific; RNA polymerase II cis-regulatory region sequence-specific DNA binding
Source: RefSeq, a predicted model, not a curated record
CCUCUCUCUCUAGCCUUGGCCACGAGGUGCUCUCGGGGGCCAGAUGGAGCCUGGCUGGAGCGGGGUUUACAGACGCAAGGGGGAUUCAGUCUGGCUAUUACCGGAGCUCGACUAGGGCACUGCGCUUAUUUCAGCUGGGUUACGGAGAACCGGCCCCCACGGUUCUGCGGCGCAGACCUCAGCUGCUCCCCAGCACCGGGGGGCUGCCGUGUGGUGGGCGGCUGGGAGCCAGGGAAGCCCCAGGAACACCACGGUCUGUCUGUCCGGCAGCCUCGACAAUGUCUGUGGCACCUAAGUCCUGCCCCCUUUUCUCCCACAAGCAACCCUCCCAAUUCCACAAGCAUUGAAGUCCUUGCUGUCCUCGGAUCUCUGACCUCAGCUAUGUCGGGCCUUGGGUGGCCUCUUGGGAAGGUCCUGUUAUUCCCCCAUUCUCCAGUGCCGUGUCCGCAGGUGCCCUUCCCCCGGGGCGGGGCGGGUGUGCAUGGGCACCCAGGGCCUCGCUAGCACUGCUUCUCCUUCCCCAGCAAGGCGUGUGCAGAUUGUGCUGUGGACUUGGCUCUGUCUGUUUUCCAAGUGCUUCUCAGGCUGUGGGCGACCGAGCAGGGGGUUUCUCUGAGGGCGCCUCCAUCACCGGCCGGAGAACAGAGAGGGCUGUGACCAUAGAAGUGCUCAGUGCGGACUGAUGUGGGGGCGCAGGGUGUGGGGCACGUAGAUUGCCUGAUGUAAAGGCCAAGAGACCAGAAGUCAGUCCCGUGUUAGGAGAGUCUUUAUACGCGUCGACUGCCUUUUCGCGAGGAAGGGCUCAGGAGCUGAUGGUGCUUUUUCUCGUCUCUCCCCAGCCCUUGGUGUUGAAAAUGGCCGGCGGCGUGGACGGCCCCAUCGGGAUCCCGUUCCCCGACCAUAGCAGCGACAUCCUGAGCAGCCUGAACGAGCAGCGGAACAACGGGCUGCUGUGCGACGUGGUGAUCUUGGUGGAAGGGCAGGAGUUCCCCACCCACCGCUCUGUCCUGGCGGCCUGCAGCCAGUACUUCAAGAAGCUCUUCACCUCAGGGUUAGUGGUGGACCAGCAAAAUGUAUACGAGAUAGACUUUGUGAGCGCGGAGGCCCUGGCGGCGCUGCUGGAGUUCGCUUACACCGCGACCCUUACCGUAAGCACUUCGAACGUCAACGAGAUCCUCAACGCCGCCAAGCUGCUGGAGAUCCAGGCGGUGACGGAGGUGUGCACGGAUCUCCUGGACAGGAAGAUUCUGGCCAAAAAUGACCAGAUGGAUUUAGUAGAUCAAAUUGAUCAAAGGAACCAUCUCAGAGCAAAAGAGUACCUGGAGUUCUUCCAGAGCAACCCUAUCAACGGCCACCAAGGCAACUUUCCGUGGACCAACCAAGACUUGAGAGACCUUCAGCGACUGAACUUCCCAGGCCAAGAGGAUGAGGAGGAGCCGGACUGCAAUGGCAUGGACUUCUACUCGCAAGCCCCCACAAGCGAAAGACCAAAGGCGAACGACGGGGACCCCGACAGCAACCAUGCCAUGUGGCUGGACCGAGAGGAAGAGGAGCCCGCGGGAGCCUUAUUCCCACCUUCCCAGAAUGGACAUUACAGCGGACACAGCCUGGCAGCGCAAGGCGAAGAGGAGGCAACGCCGGGGGGUCACCUGGACCAGCAGGAAGCCAGCAACUCUCCCAGCUUCGUUCCUGGGGGAGCGGAGGCCGAGGAGGCGGAGUCCCGAGAAGUGGACGGCCUGGCCGCCAGCGCCCUGCUGCAGCAGAUGAUCAGCUCGGUGGGAAGGCAGCAGCUGGGCGAGGAGGACCAGAAGGACGACGACGGGGUGAUGGAUUAUUACUUGAAAUACUUCAGCAGCUCUCACGAGGGCGACGUGUAUCCGUCCUGGUCCCAGAAGGUGGAGAAGAAGAUCAGGGCAAAAGCAUUCCAGAAGUGCCCCAUCUGUGACAAGGUGAUCCAAGGGGCCGGCAAGCUGCCCCGUCACAUCCGCACCCACACGGGCGAGAAACCCUACGAGUGCAACAUCUGCAAAGUCCGAUUCACCAGGCAGGACAAGCUGAAAGUCCACAUGCGGAAGCACACAGGUGAAAAGCCUUACCUGUGCCAGCAAUGCGGGGCUGCUUUUGCUCACAACUACGACUUGAAGAACCACAUGCGCGUGCACACUGGCUUGCGGCCUUACCAGUGCGACAGCUGUUUCAAGACUUUCGUCCGAUCCGACCACUUGCACAGGCACCUUAAAAAAGAUGGUUGCAACGGCAUCCCAUCCAGAAGGGGGCGCAAGCCCCGGGUCAGGGAGGCGAGUGGCGUGCCCGCCCCUGCAGGGAACCCCGAAGACGGAAGCGUGGAAGCCGGUGGCGAGAGACAAGAAUCACAGGAGGACACCAGGCGGAAAAAUGGCGAGGAGGAGGAGGAAGACGAGGAGCACUUUGAAGAUAGUUCUAACAAUGAAGCGUCAGGAAGAUUGAAUGUAGCGGGGGGGUCGUCAGAGGGUAACACACAAGGACUCUCCUAAACCAAAAAAAAAAAAAAAAAGUGUCACAAAAUCUAGUUAGUACUUUCCUCCAAUUUCUCUUUAAAAUAUUUCUCCCCCUUUUUAAAAGAUCUCUCUAUAUAAAUAUAUAUAUAUAUAAUGUUUCCAAUCUUCCCACCAUAAUCAAUUGUAUGCGGAUACCUCCCAAAGCUAAGGAUCUUUGGCUGGAAGGCAGAGAUUUAGGCAGUGUGAGGUUUGGGAGGGUCGAAAGGUUGAUCUCUACCAUGGAAAGAAGCAUCCAUGCAAAUCCAAAGCUUUAUGUUGUGUCCAGACACACUUUAAAAACUGUCAGAAAAGCAUCUGGUUUAAAAAAAAAAAAACCCCAACAGAAAAAUUCCAAGAGCCGAAUAAGUUCUUAGGCAGUCGCUACAUUUUGUGCCUCCAUCUGAUUGGAUGGGUAAAAACGGGUGCAACGUUCUCGCCUCCCUUGGAAAGUUGAUUCUGUCCUAGGGAGGUCACUUCCUGGCUGGCCUGGUGCUGAGCAAAGCUGGCUUCGCGGUGGCGAAAUCACCUGGGAGCCAGCCCCGGGGCACGAUCUUUAUAAUGACGACGAGGUGGGGAAAACCGAUGCUAUUUUACGUGUUUGUUUUUAGGGCUGUGUGGGUAGGGAAACAGGAUUUUUCCCGGCUGCUCUGGGCGGCGGGCUGGAAAGGCCUAGAAGCCGGAUGAAACGUGGCUUUCCUCGGCGGGUUGAGCCGAGCACGUUGUGCCCGAUUGCGGGGCCGGGCUCCUGCGCUGAGGCCCGGCUCUGCUGCAGAAUGGCUGGGUGACGGGGCCCAGUCGUGUUCCCGCUCCAGGGCUCGGCUUCCUCAGCUGUAAUAUGAGGCUGGUGCACUUUUGUGCAAGGUGUGGGAAGUGCUCUGAGCUCUGGGGUGGGGGGGCAUGCUCUUUCCAUGCCGGCAAACUGGGCCAGGUAGGGGUGACUGGGUGAGGCUCGCUCAGGCCGAGAUGGCGCACCUCUCUGCUCUGUGCGGACCACGUGGUGGCCCUGGUCCUGAGGAUGUUAGCAGAGCCCUCGGCCAAAAUGCCCCUUCACCCACGCACUGGGCAGCGUGUUGUCCGCCCAGCAGAGGUGGCUGCAUUUCCAGGAAAGCUGGCUGGAGCAUGUGGCUUCACCGGCCCCGAUUUAUCAGCUGCCCUGUAGCUCCCAAACUCCUCUCCCUAGUACUUUGAGUCAGGCAGGAAUCUGAGCGAUUCCAGGCAACCGUUGAUCCAGGAAGGGGCUAGUUCUGCAUUUUCAUGGCGUAUCGCUAAGGGGGCUGUGCUAGGCAAGCUGUACCCAACGGGAGCGGAGCAGAAAGAUUUUGCUAGGUCAGCUGAUUGCAUCCGACAUCCUAACCUGCAAGAUGCAGCACUUAUUCAGUCCUCCCUGUUUGGUCAGAGUCUCCAAUACCCCCUGCUCCUGUCCAACUGGUACCUUGGGGAUGCGGCAGGAUUGUUCUCUAUGUUUGGGGUGCAGGGAGUUCAUGAUCAGUAACUGGGAGUCUUAGCACCUGGAUUAGCACCUUUCAUCCCCAGGUCUCAAAGCACUUGCUUGAUUAGAUGGUUCUAUUAAAGGAAUCUCUUGGAGCAGAGUAGAAAUCGGAUGGGAGCACCCUAAAAACAGCUAAAACAAAUGGGGGGGGGAUGGGUUGUUUCAGGCCUCCCGUAAAGAUUCAGGGAGCUUUUCUGGAGAUGGAAACUCUUGGGGUAGAAAUCAAAGCAUGGCGGGGCUGCUUCUGCUUUGGAGUUGGCCUUUGGAAUUUCUCUUGCGGGGGACAUCAAACGCACCCGCUUCUAGGAUCCGUCAGAUGGGCACUGAUGUAUCAGCUGCCUUGCAGAGGCAAAGCCUGAUCGGGUUGUGUGAGUCGGGGGCGCUGAAAGACUGGCCCGGGGGUGCGUUAGAUCCACGGUGACGAAAGCGUGACGGGGUGGAGCGGACGGGCGCUGGGGCUGACCGCACUGCCAGUCCUCCCAUCCUUUCUUUGCUGUGCUUGCUAGUUGAAUGCCCUCCGCUUCACCCUGCGCCCAAUUUCAGUACCCGGAAAGGUGCGGGCGCAACCUUCGUGUGAGACGGUCAGGCUCGCAGGCUAACCUGGCACAGAAUGAGCCGCUGACGCCUUGAAACCAGGUGGAUCAGGGACUGAUUCUCGGUUGCACCGAGGCCUUGGCUAGCAGAAAAAGACCCUGAAAGUGGCUGGUAAAUUCUGGUGCCCAAGAGGCAUAGGCCUUCGGUCUGGUGCCCGCACGGGGUUUGCACCGGUAUCACUGUUUUGGGCAGGGGGCUGUGACGUUUGAAACCGUUAUAUCGAUGCUGUGUCUGCUUCAGCUGUAACUAGGAUAAACAUGUGAGCAGGGAAACAUGCAAUACUGGUAUUUGCACCUUUCUGCCAGUAUACCUGCACCCCCACUAGAGGAAGUGUACCCCUGGAACUCUUCCAGGUUCGCUAAAAGAGGUUUAGAACUCCAGGAGGAAGUCUUAAUGCUGCAGAUUGUUGGUUUUUGCUAGCCAGUCCCAGCCCUGUGAUCUGAAACAUCUUACCUGGGUCAGUCUCAGUGAAUUCCUCGUCCCCAGCUAUGUAGACAGUCCUGCAUAUGGCUAUAAAAUAAAUAUUGGUAUCUGCUACAUAGCUCCUCCAACUUAGAAGAGUCUAGAAAGGGCACCUUUCAGCCAGUCUCCUGUUUUUUAAAUGCACAGUUCAAAAUGAAAAGAGAUUUUAGUCCUUUUAUUUUGAAAGCACUUUUUAGAUUUUUUUUUUUUUUAAUUUUAAAGUGAGAGCAGGUUUGGCCGAAUGUAAACUGGAGCUGGAGUGAGAGGGGAGUGUAUGGAAUUGGGGGGGUGGGGAUAUAUGGGGCGGGGAUAGAAAAGAGAUGGAUGUUUAUUUAAUGCAGAAAAAGCAAUAAAAAUAUAAAAAAAAUUAUUAUAAAAAACCACAAAAAAACCACAAAGAAGUCUUAGCACUUUGCGAUGGAACGGGUACUUUGAGAUCACUUUAUCUUAAUUUAAAAAAGCAAAAGAGAAACAUGUUUACAAGUUAAAAAAAAACCAACUUCUACAGAAAGAAAUUAUUAUUAUUAAGAAAAUUCCUAAAUUUAUUUUUGUAAGAAAAAAAGUGUAUAUAUAUAUAUAUAUUAAAAAAAACCACCCCGACCUAGGCAGAAUCCAACAUCUAUUUCAUGGAAUAAUAAAACAAAAAGAUACCGAAUGAGAGGAAGGUUGCUAAUUAGGUUCUGUGACAUGGCCUGAAAACAAACCCCUCAGAAGUGAUUUUACUUCACAAAAUGGAAGCUUGAAUAUUAGACAGGAAUCAUGGGUGUUUUUGUUUUUGUAUUUUUUCCUUCUAUUUUCCUUUUUUUUUUUUUAUUUGUUUGUUUGUUUCUUAAAUGUCUUAUAGCCAGUGCUAGCCCAGACGUCUCUCCCACCUUACCCCAUGUGUCCCUGCCCCCUUCUCCCCUCCCGGGAGCAUCUUAGCUUGUGUAGCAAGGAGGAAAGAAAGCAUCUGAGCUGCUAGGUGAUAUCGUUUUGUCAGGGGAAAAGCACCGUGAGACGGGGGCAGCUUCUCCACGCUCCCUCGUUAAUUUCUUCUCCAAGGGUUACUCAGCCAGGCUCGGAAAAGCGACUGAAAGCAAAAAGCAAACUCCAUCUUCAACGUGAACCCGGCGGUUCCCGGCUCUGCCGUCUGCCACCCCACUGCACAGCGCUAGACGUAGUUCGAGGUAGAGACUCGUGGCUUGCUGAUCCUGCUCCCCCCUCACCCUCUGCCAUGAGUCCAGUGCCUAGUCCGGAAUCAGGCGCUGCAGAGGGGUGGAGAAGAAAACCCACCGUACAAAUUAAAUUCAGAGAAAGUGUGAAAAAUAAUUCCCCCCCCCCCUUGCUGCUUUUUCGUUUUCAAAGGCGAAGAGACCAAAAAGGGGAAACACCUUGGCCCUCCUGAAUCAGAGUUUCCCACAGGGCGUUUGCCCAGCUGUAAGCAAGCCAGAGCCGAAAUGCAGGCUUGCUCCAGGAGCAAAGGAAAACUUGGUGCUGGGGCCUUUGCUUUCCGGCUCUAGUUCCCGCGUGCGGCGGGCGAGGCCGGGGCUCAGAUGAGCAGUGCGGAGGAGCGAAACCGUUGGGAGAAAGUGCCCCGCCCACCAGGAGCUGGAACUGACCACCCAGGAGGUCUCUUCACCUUUGACUCCUCCGAACCCGCGGCAGUUGAGGUGUAUUUUACGAAGCAGGCGCCUGCCUAUGAAAACUGCAGCGACGAUGCACAGCCAAAGCAGGGACUGUAGCAGUCCCAUGCUGCAGCCCACUGGGGCGGGGCUGAAAGUAACUUGCUGCCCCAAAUCCAAUCCCAGCUUCUCCGUAGCGUCAGGUGCUGGGUGGGCAACAGGGCAGAUGGUGCGUCCUUCCUCCGUGCUGUAAAACGCAUUGAUCUUGGCCUCCACCUUCCCAUCCCAAAGAGAGCAGGGUCGGGUAGCCCAUGACCUGGGCACUAGCUGGAUGUGGCAAACCACCUUUCCCAGGGAUGAACCUUGGCUUAGCACUGGCUACCUAUUGCAUAUGCAAAAACUAGUGUGGACUUGUAAAUAGACAGUUACUUGAGGUUCUUUAUUGUAAUCAAAAGUUGUGGUAUCUCUCUUCUCGUUUGUGUUCCCCCUUUUCUGCCCCUGCCACCUUUUAUGGCUUGUGUGUCUCUCCAAACCUCCUUCUGCCAUUGGGGGGGAGGGAAAAGAACCCCCCCCCCCCAAAACGGACAGCAAAAAAAAAAAAAAAA